AUGCGAGCACGAAGUAAUACAGCGGUGGAUGCUCGUCGACGUUUAGUUACAUUAGCAACUUGUUUACCUUGUCAAAAUGAACUUGCUUUUGAUCGUCAUCGAACAUCCUAUGUUUCCUGGUUAAAAAGGCACCAAGAUGACAUGAUUGUCACUCCAUUUGCUCAGUUACUUGCCAGUUUGAAGAAUGUACGAAAGAACUUUGUCGAUCUUACACAUAUACCUCCAGAAAGAGCGAAAAGGUCGAGUCAACAUAAUAGUGCUCAAGCCGCCUCCCCUAUUCUCAAUAAAGUGACAACGACAUCAACAGCCCCAGCCGCAGCAGCAGCAUCAACAACAACAGAUGAUAAUGCAUUAACACAGGCCAUAUCCACAUUAGACGAACUCGAUUGGUGUCUAGAACAAUUGGAAACGAUGCAAACACACAAAUCUGUUUCUGAUUUAGCCUCGCUCAAAUUUAAGCGUAUGCUCAAUAAAGAAUUAUCACAUUUUGCUGAGAAUAACAAAACCAGCGCACAAAUUAGUGAUUACCUCUAUUCAACUUAUACAGACAAGAAAGAGCCCGAUGUUGAUCUAUCUCAAGUAAUGUCAUCUUUACGUGGUCUUCCAUCCGAUGAAUUCAAUACAGUAAUAACAUCAAAAACCAUCGAUACAUCAAUGUCAUCGCCUACAUUGAUGGGACAAAUCACGGGUAUACAGACGACAACAACAGCAUUAACAACCAAAAGUCCUAUACCAGAGUUAGGAGUUGAUACAUCACAGCCCGAUGAAUUACGAGCCUUACUCGAACGUAUAAACGAUUGGGGCUUGGACACAUUUCGCAUCGAAGAAUUAAGUGGUCAACGACCGUUAACAGCAAUAACAUAUCGCAUUUUUCAAGACCGUUUGUUACUGAAGACCUAUGCGAUUGAACCUCAUACAUUAAUUUCAUAUUUGCUCACACUUGAAGACCAUUAUCAACAAGUACCAUAUCAUAAUAAAGCCCAUGGAGCUGAUGUUUGCCAGUCAAUGCAUGUCUUACUCAAUGCUUCGGCACUCGACGGCGUGUUCACCGAGCUGGAGAUCAUGUCGGCGAUAUUCGCAUCGGCAGUGCACGAUGUUGAUCAUCCCGGUGUAACAAAUCAAUUUCUAAUCAAUACUAAAAGUGAUCUAGCGAUAAUGUACAAUGAUGAGAGUGUCCUUGAAAAUCAUCAUUUAGCCGUUGCAUUUAAACUCCUCCAAGCUGAAGAGAGAAAUAUUUUCUCCCAUUUAUCAGCCAAACAAAUCAAAACAUUGAGAAAAAUGGUGAUCGAUAUGGUUUUAGCCACCGAUAUGUCUAAACAUAUGCAAUUACUAGCUGAUUUGAAAACGAUGGUUGAAUCAAAGAAAGUCACUGGAAAUAAUAUUAUUAUGUUAGAAUCAUAUGAUGAUCGAAUACAGGUGCUUCAAAAUAUGAUUCACUGUGCUGAUCUAUCUAAUCCAACAAAGCCAUUAGAUAUCUAUAUAAAAUGGACGGAUCGAAUCAUGGAAGAAUUCUGGAGGCAGGGUGAUAAAGAACGUGAUCUUGGAUUAGAAAUUUCUCCAAUGUGUGAUAGACGUGUAGCUAGUGUAGAAAAACAUCAGGUUGGUUUUAUCGAAUUCAUUGUACAUCCUCUAUGGGAAACGUGGGCUGAUUUAGUUUAUCCAGAUGCUAGUGCGAUUUUAGAAACUCUAGAGCAAAAUCGUGAUUGGUAUCAAGCUCGUCUUUCGUCUCCGUCACCAUCUUCGACAUCCGGAAAUCUCGAUAACUCCUCUAGUAACACGAAUAUUUCAUCCUCGUCUCCUCAACAAGAUACAAUUCAACCUAUAACAUCCUCAGCUCUAUCUUCGUCUCCAUCUCCAAUGUCGUGUGAUGUCUUGACAUCAACUUCAAGUAAUUCGACAAUAAUAAAUGCGAAUUCAGCCGGUGAUCAGCUCAUUCCCUCGUCUUUAACUCCUUCUUCUUUGACAACAUCCACUUCUCGGAUAUCGUCGCCAUCAUCAACAGCAACAGCAGCAGCAGGAACAUCGUCUGCAGCGAGUGGCAAUGGUGAAUUCCAAAUGACGGUGACACCAGCCACCUCCUAA
Molecule: messenger RNA, 2082 nt
Organism: Adineta ricciae
Lineage: Eukaryota; Metazoa; Rotifera; Eurotatoria; Adinetida; Adinetidae
Source: the annotation of a GenBank genome assembly